This is a messenger RNA of Racocetra fulgida, 334 nucleotides long. Lineage: Eukaryota; Fungi; Glomeromycota; Glomeromycetes; Diversisporales; Gigasporaceae. The record is from the annotation of a GenBank genome assembly.
AUGUUCUUACCGGCUGAUGAUCCGUUUUAUAAUCCAAAUCAGAAUUCCACUGCAUCUCCAUACCAACUUAACGUACCUUUUUUACCGGUUAAUCGAUCCGAUGGAAAUAAUAACACUAAUCCAGCAACGAAUAAUCCUCUUCUUAGUGGAAUAAACUCUGUCACUCCCUUUCUUGACCUAAAUACUAUUUACGGACUGAGUGAUCAGGACGCGAUAGAAAGGCUUAGAGACACAUCUACCAAUAAAGGAAAGUUGAAGACGUAUAUUGUUAACGGCCAAGAAUUUCCUCCGAAAAAUGCCUCGGAUGCUUCAUAUAUUUGGGGUGUUCCUAGAC